Cicer arietinum (chickpea) is the source of this 1029-nucleotide messenger RNA. The record is from RefSeq and is a predicted model, not a curated record. NCBI's taxonomy places the organism in Eukaryota, Viridiplantae, Streptophyta, Magnoliopsida, Fabales, Fabaceae.
AAAAAUGCCUUUUUAAAUGGUGAGCUUCAUGAAGAAGUCUAUAUGGUCCCUCCACAAGGAGUUUCUCAUGAUCCAGGGGAAGUAUGUAAGUUAAAAAAGGCUCUAUAUGGUCUUAAACAAGCUCCUCGAGCUUGGUUUGAGAAAUUCUCUACUGUGAUCACUUCUCUUGGUUUUCGCUCUAGUGAACAUGAUUCUGCAUUGUUUAUAAGGUCCACCACUCAUGGUCGCAUUAUACUUUCUCUAUAUGUUGAUGAUAUGAUUAUUACAGGUGAUGAUGUUAGUGGAAUUAAUGAGUUGAAAUUGCAGUUAGCCAAACAGUUUGAGAUGAAGGACUUGGGAACUCUUCGCUAUUUCUUGGGGAUUGAAGUUGCCUACUCUCCUAGAGGCUACCUUCUUUCUCAAUCCAAGUACAUUGCCAACAUUCUUGAUCAGGCUCGUCUUUCUGAUACUAGAGCAGCAGAUACUCCUCUUGAGUUGAAUGUAAAAUAUGCUCCCUCGGAUGGUGUUCCUUUACCAGAUUCCACUUUGUAUCGUACUUUGGUUGGCAGCUUAGUGUAUCUUACGAUUACCAGACCUGACAUUGCUUAUGCUGUUCAUGUUGUUAGUCAGUUUGUUGUCUCCCCCACUACAGUACAUUGGGCAGCAGUUCUUCGGAUUCUUCGUUAUCUUCGAGGAACUCAAUUUCAAAGUCUUCUCUUUCCAUCGUCAUCCUCAUUGAAGUUACGAGCUUAUUCUGAUGCUGAUUGGGCUGGUGAUACCACUGAUCGUAAAUCCACCACAGGGUUUUGUAUCUUUCUUGGAGACUCUCUUAUUUCUUGGAAGAGUAAGAAACAAGACAUUGUCUCUCGCUCUUCUACAGAAGCUGAAUAUCGUGCUAUGGCAUCCACUACCGCUGAAAUAAUUUGGUUGCGUUGGCUUUUGUCUGAUAUGGGUAUCUCUCUUGCUGAGCCAACUCCGAUGCACUGUGAUAACAAGAGUGCUAUUCAAAUUGCUCACAACUCGGUCUUUCAUGAACGCACCAAACACAUU